AGGGGAUGGCUCUUGUCUUCAUUGAACAUUGACCGGCUCAUACCUUGCUGUCUUCUUCUCACUUCUUCACCGAAGGGUAAUCCUGGUUAUCAGCGGCCACGUGCCGCCAUUUUCUAACCAUGGCGUUCCACGUCUCGAUUCCUAGGCCGAACUUGGCCGCUGUGACAUCGGACGUCUGGCCUUCUAUCUCGAAUUCAUUAAAUGCGCCCUGGAAGAAGUUCGAGAACUCCGCCUCCGGUCCUCAACCGCAACGCACUGCUCGGGAAACGAAUCCGAUUGGAUCCCCCCGACUCGCGUUACCGGAAUGCUUGACGAUGGUAUCUUCCGAGGCCCUCAAAUCGGCUAUUAUUCACAGGCCGAUGAACUCUGGGUUCGCCCGCUCUCUGCUCGGUGGGGCGACAUUCGGGAGUUCACCAUUUACUAUCAGCCGUCGUCUCGCCACACCCGCACCUCGUCUUUUCUCUACGCUGACCGCAAGUACCGCAAAUCCGAACCUCAUCCGCCACGCCCCGCAACUACACGGUCUGUCACGUCUGCAACAACAGCGCUACCUUUUUGGGGGUCCCUCCCAGGCCCUAUUGGCCCAGAGGGAGAAAACAGCGAACAACAACCCCAGCAGCGCAAACGCCCAAAAUGCAUUCUAUCAGGCUCUCCUACGUGCGAACCACCCUGCGAUCAUCCUCGAACGUUACAGGUCUGGGUACUUUGCUAGCAAUGCGGCUACUGAAGCGAUCUAUCACAAGGCAUUGCAACGGGUCAGCGGCGCAGACGGCUCAGUACCUUUCUUAGGCGGCAACCCACAGUCCGCUCCUGGUCAUUUCCAGCAACCACAACUCAGGGCCGAUCAACUACAAGCUAUUGGUCAGGCCGUCCUCUCUACGGGUUCUCAUGGUAAAGUACACGCGGUACCCAACCAGACCGGCACCGGAGCCAAAGAGGCACCUUUGCACGUUGUCGUGGAGGAGACCUUCACAGGUCAUCUCUUCCGCUGGCUCAGGUUUAUUAUCCUUUUGGUAGCCAUCACUUAUAUUGCUUACAUCGUUAUUGCACUUCUGUUUGAAACUUCCGGCCUGUUGAGGAACGUUAAAAACAGUCAGCCCAACGAAGCCCAGCCGGAACAUCAGACCGUGCGCUUCAGCGAUGUUCAUGGCUGUGACGAGGCUAAGGAUGAGCUGCAGGAGCUUGUUGAAUUUCUGGUAAACCCAGAACGGUUCAACUCGCUCGGUGGCAAGUUGCCGAAGGGUGUUCUCUUGGUUGGUCCUCCUGGUACUGGUAAAACUCUCCUCGCACGUGCUGUCGCAGGCGAGGCCGGUGUUCCGUUCUUCUUCAUGUCUGGCUCGGAAUUCGACGAAGUCUACGUUGGUGUCGGUGCCAAGCGUGUCCGGGAACUCUUCAAUUCGGCCCGUGCAAAAUCCCCUGCCAUCAUAUUCAUUGAUGAGCUGGAUGCUAUUGGUGCGAAAAGAAACGAUAGGGACGCUGCCUAUGUGAAGCAAACCCUAAACCAGUUGCUCACUGAACUCGAUGGAUUCUCACAGAGCAGUGGUGUCAUCAUCAUCGCAGCAACCAACUACCCUCAGCUGCUUGAUAAGGCUCUCACGCGUCCCGGUCGUUUCGAUCGGAAGGUGACCGUCGGGCUGCCAGACGUUCGCGGCCGCAUGGAAAUUCUCAAGCAUAAGAUGAAGAACGUACAGAUUGGCACAGAUGUUGAUGUGGCUGUUAUUGCCCGUGGCACUCCUGGGUUCUCCGGUGCUGACCUGGAGAACCUGGUCAACCAGGCCGCUAUAUAUGCUAGCAGGAACAAGAAGGCCAAGGUCGGCCCCAAGGACUUUGACUAUGCUAAGGACAAGAUUAUGAUGGGAGCAGAGGCUCGCAGUCGCGUCAUUCAAGACAAGGACAAGCUUCUUACUGCUUAUCACGAAGCGGGUCAUGCUCUCGUCGCCUACUUCUCGGAAUCUUCCAUGCCUCUUUAUAAGAUCACCAUUGUUCCCCGGGGUAUGGCGCUGGGUAUUACGCACUUCUUGCCUGAGAUGGAUAUGGUGUCCAAGAACUACACCCAGUAUCUGUCUGAUAUAGAUGUGUCCAUGGGUGGUAAGGCUGCCGAGGAGCUCGUCUUCGGUCCCGACAAAGUCACCAGCGGGAUCUCACACGAUAUCCAAUCGGCUACUGAAACUGCCUUCACCCUCGUCACCCGAUUUGGCUACUCUAAGAAACUCGGAAAUGUCGACUUGGGCUCCAACUAUAGCAGCCUGUCGUCCGAAACCAAGCAAGAAAUUGAAGCCGAAGUCCGACGUAUCGUCGAGGAGGCUCGCGUCCGCGCCACCAACAUCUUGACUGAGAAGCGCAACGAGCUUGAGCUGCUGACCAAGGCUCUGAUCGAGUACGAAACAUUGACCAAGGAGGAGAUGGAGAAGGUUCUUCGGGGAGAAAAGCUCGAGAAGUUAGAAUCGUCCGCAGCCGCGCCCCUUAAGUUGCCCGAUGUUUUCUCUACAGGAAACUUGACGUCGCCACAGACGACCGAUACGUCGUCCGCUGCCAAUUCCGCUGAGGAAUAAGUGCAAGUACUACUUCAACUCUUCUCCCUUGACCUAUAAAAUUCCUUUUUCUCUUCCCACGACUCCGCUCUCCAAACCUCAUGUCUCUUUAUUCCUCCUUCAUCAUGCCCCAUGUUCCGUCAAAUUUGGCCUACCACG
Aspergillus homomorphus CBS 101889 is the source of this 2690-nucleotide messenger RNA. Its product is annotated as i-AAA protease YME1. The record is from RefSeq and is a predicted model, not a curated record. Gene Ontology annotation, molecular function: metalloendopeptidase activity; ATP hydrolysis activity; ATP binding. Gene Ontology annotation, biological process: mitochondrion organization; protein quality control for misfolded or incompletely synthesized proteins. NCBI's taxonomy places the organism in Eukaryota, Fungi, Ascomycota, Eurotiomycetes, Eurotiales, Aspergillaceae. Gene Ontology annotation, cellular component: mitochondrial inner membrane. Bases 120 to 2552 code for a protein of 810 amino acids. The transcript is spliced from 5 exons.